Molecule: messenger RNA, 5668 nt
Organism: Melanotaenia boesemani (Boeseman's rainbowfish)
Lineage: Eukaryota; Metazoa; Chordata; Actinopteri; Atheriniformes; Melanotaeniidae
Gene: clec16a
Product: C-type lectin domain containing 16A
Exons: 24
Coding region: 139-3534 (1131 amino acids)
Biological process (GO): endosomal transport; endosome to lysosome transport; regulation of autophagosome maturation
Cellular component (GO): endolysosome membrane; late endosome
Source: RefSeq, a predicted model, not a curated record
UGACCCCCCCUAGUGCUGCCAUCUCCGCCCAUCACCCUCUAUCCGCUCCGUAAAAGUGGGUGCUAUGGAGAGGUGUAGUCACUAACCUUUACAAAAUAAAUCACCUGUCGAAACAGCAGCACCCUUAAAACUGCAACUAUGUUUGGCCGGUCACGGAGCUGGGUUGGAGGACAGGGAAAAACGAAAAACAUCCACUCCUUGGACCAUUUAAAGUACAUGUACCAUGUUCUGACCAAAAACACCACAGUAACAGACCAUAAUCGAAACCUCCUAGUUGAAACCAUCCGCUCCAUCACAGAGAUCCUUAUCUGGGGGGACCAGAAUGACAGCUCUGUCUUUGAUUUUUUCCUGGAGAAGAACAUGUUUGUCUUCUUCUUGAACAUCCUGCGUCAGAAGUCUGGUCGCUACGUCUGUGUCCAGCUCCUGCAGACACUCAACAUACUGUUUGAAAACAUCAGCCAUGAGACUUCACUGUAUUAUCUCUUGUCAAACAACCAUGUCAACUCCAUCAUUGUCCACAAGUUUGACUUCUCAGACGAGGAGAUCAUGGCUUACUACAUCUCAUUCCUCAAGACCCUGUCACUCAAAUUAAACAACCACACUGUGCACUUCUUCUACAAUGAGCACACUAAUGACUUUGCCCUGUACACCGAAGCCAUUAAGUUUUUCAACCACCCUGAAAGCAUGGUCCGCAUCGCAGUCCGCACCAUCACACUCAACGUCUACAAAGUUUCAUUGGACAACCAGCACAUGCUGCACUACAUUCGAGACAAGACAGCUGUCCCGUAUUUCAGUAAUUUGGUGUGGUUUAUCGGCAGCCAUGUCAUUGAACUGGACAAGUGUGUGCAGACAGAUGAAGAGCAUAAAAACAGAGGAAAGUUAAGUGACCUGGUAGCAGAGCACCUUGACCAUCUUCAUUACCUGAAUGACAUCCUCAUCAUCAACUGUGAAUUCCUUAAUGACGUGUUAACCGACCACCUCCUUAACCGUCUCUUCCUGCCCCUUUAUGUCUACUCAUUGGUUAGUCCUGAGACGUCUGAAGAGCGGAAGAUUAACCCUCAGGUGUCACUAUACCUGCUGUCUCAAGUGUUUCUAAUCAUUCACUAUCAACCGCUGGUCAGCGCCCUCGCAGAAGUUAUUCUCAAUGGAGACCUGUCUGUCUUCACCCCACAGACAGAUGUGCACAGCACCCAUAAAAACACGCAGGCCAGUGCAGGAGGAGUGCGUCGGUUCAUCAAACCUCCUGAAUCUCUGGAGCGCUCCCUGGAGUUGUCCCGCCAUCGUGGCCGCAAGAAAACACAGAAAAGACCGAACUAUAAGAACUUGGGCGAGGAGGAAGAUGAUGAAAGAGCAGGGGGAGGAGGCAGCAGUGGUGGAGGACUGGAGGAGGGCUGGGAUGAUGACAGUGGCAGAGGAGGAGAGAGGGAGAAGGGAAAAGGUACAGAGGGAGGAGGAGGUGGGAGUUCUAAGGGAAGCAGAGCGAGUGGGGAGAUGGCGGAAGAAAUAGAGAUGGUUGUGAUGGAGAAAUGUAAGGUGUCGGACCUGACCGAGCAAAACAUCACGGAUGAGGAGAAGACUGCUGCCGCCACCCGCACACAAGCACAGAGGAGCAGACCGUUCUUAGACAUGGUGUACAGCGCCCUUGAUUGCACCGAUGAUGACUACCACGCUUUGUUUGUCCUCUGCCUGCUUUAUGCCGUCUCACACAGCAAAGGUGUAAACCUUGAUCUUUUGGAGCGUCUUCAGUUGCCAGUUCCAGACCAAGAGAGGAGCUCUUACAGCCUGGUGCUUGCAGAAAGGCUGAUUAGAGUUAUGAACCAGGCAUCACAGCCAGAUGGCAAAGUGCGCCUUGCUACUCUUGAGCUGAGCUGCCUUUUAUUAAAGCAGUCUGUGUUGUCUGGAAACCACUGUAUAAUCAAAGACGUCCAUCUGGCCUGUCUGGAGGGUGCCCGAGAAGAGAGUUUGCAUUUCCUGCGAAGAUUCUACAAGGGAGAGGAGAUCUUUCUGGACAUGUUUGAAGAUGAAUACAGAAGCAUGACGAGUAAACCCCUGAAUGUGGAGUAUCUAAUGAUGGAUGCCUCAAUAUUGCUCCCACCCACUGGUACCCCUCUGACUGGCAUAGACUUUGUGAAAAGACUGCCAUGUGGAGAUGUGGAGAAGACUCGCAAGGCAAUUCGAGUUUUCUUCAUGCUGCGGUCGUUGUCACUUCAGCUUCAGGGAGAGCCUGAAACGCAACUCCCUCUAACCAGACCUGAAGAUCUUAUCAAGACAGAUGACGUUUUAGAUCUCAAUAACAGUGACCUGAUAGCCUGUAUGGUGGUCAGCAAAGAUGGUGGCCAAGCCCAGAGGUUCCUCGCUGUAGACGUAUACCAGAUGAGUUUGGUUGAACCAGAAACCAAACGACUUGGAUGGGGUGUUGUCAAGUUUGCUGGACUUUUGCAAGACAUGCAGGUGUCUGGUGUCGAGGACGACAGCAGAGCUUUGAAUAUUGUUAUUCACAAACCCAGCUCCAACCCUCACGCCAAGCCCCUGCCCAUCCUGCAGGCCACCUUCAUCUUUGCCGACCACAUCCGCUGCAUCAUCGCUAAGCAGAGACUGGCCAAAGGUCGUAUUCAGGCCAGACGCAUGAAGAUGCAGAGGAUUGCAGCUCUGCUGGACCUGCCGGUACAGCCCAGUGCAACUGAGGUGUUGGGUUUCGGUCAGACAGCGAACGCCUCACCCAGCGGCCUCCCUUUUCGGUUCUAUGAACAGUCAAGACGAGCACCCAAUGACCCCACUGCAAACAGAUCUGUAUUUGCUGCUGUCGACAAAGUGCCAGGUUUUGCAGUGGCACACUGUGUGCCACAGCACAGUCCGUCACCCCUCUCAUCCCCCUCGCCUCCUUCCAGUGGGAGUGGGAGCACAGGGAGAUGCGACUCUGUAACUGCGAGCACAAUAUCGGCUCAGAGCCCAACAGAUGAUGGAACAUUUUUGGAGCACACGCCACCCUCGUCUUCAGGUGGAGAAAGUGAAGGAGGAGGCGGAGAAGUAACUCUAGUUUCCUCUGCUCCUUCUACCACAGUCCCAGCUGCGAAUCCAGCUCUGGCGCCGAGCCUCACCCCGGCCUCCCAGCCCACCAUCUCCCUCCUCACGGACAACAACACAGAGACCCUGAGUGUGGAGUCGCUCACGCUGCUGCCUCCCGCCGACUCACCGCACCUGCACCCGUGUACUGUUACCCACUGCCUUCAGCAACCAGACGCCACCAUUGCAGAGGAAGAAGAGGGACAGAAAGAAGAAGAGGAGCUGCAAGAAGAGGAGGGGUCGCUGAUGGAUGAUACGGAGACGGAUGCAACAGUUAAAGAGGAAACUACUGAGACGACUGAGCUGCUCACACCUACUGAUGAGGCUCCAGAGGGAGCAGACAAACUCGACGGCGAGGACUCACCUCUGAAAGUCGAUGGGGAUUUGCUGCAAGAAAGAGACAACAUAACAGCAGAGUUUGUAGAGAAGAGCAAAGAUACAGAAUUACCAGACUCACCUGAGCUGGACUGAAGAUGCACACAUUUUGAUUUAUGCACUUAAUGUAAUUUACACACAGAGGACAGACCAAUAGGACCGGUAGGCUAUCCAGCUUGGCUGCAGUAUAUUUUCAUGUUGCCUCCUGCUGAUUUUGUGUGAUGUAAAUAGUCUUAAGAGACUUUUGGAGGCAUCUCAUCAUUUGUGUUUGCACGUGAAGAAAGACUCUUUCUACUCCCGAUGACGUAGACAUUUACCAAGCUCCAGGCUCAAAGCACAUUUGUCUUUAUGUUUUAGCACAAGUGUCAAACCGUGCAACCAGCAACAUUUUGUACUGAUUCAGACUGCAUCAGCUCAAACACACACAUUUACCAACCCCACUCUGAUUCUGUGAGUUGUUUAACUCACUUCCAGAAACCUAUUUUUGUGUCUUAUUGUUGCAGAACAUCACUAAUGUUUGGCAGAAAUGUCACAACUAUGCUACACACAGGACUCAGCUACAUUUGCCUUUUCAUUGUAACAUGUCAGACCCAUUAGCAACUACUGCCACUGGCAUUUUCUGUUUCUAAUCUUGGUUUAGUUGUUUUUCCCACAUGUAAAGUCAUCUGACACUUUUCUGUUUACCGGCUGGUCUCAGAGAAAGCGGCAUCAACAAAGAAGGAACAGGUCUCAGACUUAAAACAAUAAUGCAGUGUCGUGGCCAUCUUGUUUCCUGUUCCCAGACUUUUAAAUAAAUUGAUCUGGAGCACAUUGUGAGGUGUGUGACAGCAGCUUUUUAAAUGUGGCACUUUGGAAAGUUAUCACCACGUGUUGGUCUGGUUCCACGUAACAAAGAUUGUUUAAAUAUGCUGCAGUAACAUAACUUUAAGCUAGUUGGAUUUUUUUUUUCCUAUCACUGAUUUUGAUUCCAGAUUAACUUAAAUCUGCAGGGACAGUAAAUUGCUCAUUCGAGUGGGCAAUUCUACGAUUCUCCCUUCAGCUUUACUACAAAGAUAAGUGAUGUAAGUGGUCUUAUAGUCAUUUGCAAAACUGUUAUUCAUAUGUGGUGUCUUUAGAGGUCAUGUAGUUCCUAAUACUUUAUUUUUUUUUUGUCUGUAACUACAGGGGUCACUAACUAAGCAGCCACGAAAUGUUUGAUAACUUAAGAUAAAAAAUAUACAUCCAUCUAUUGUCUAGACCCACUUAUUCCAAUGAUGAGUCCUGGGGAUGCUGAAGUCUAUCCCAUCAGCCACUAUUCCAUCCCAGGGCUACAGAAAAAUAUUAAAAUAUUAUUUUGUGUGAAUAAAAAUGAUGGGUUAUUGUCACAGACAAACUAUGUAAAAUGACAACUUCAGGUCUGCUCAUCAUGGCAGCAUCACUUAGGCUGAAUGUAUUUUUGGGCUGGAUUUUCCAGAAGGAGCCACCGUUGUGUUUUAAAUCUAUAAUUAUUGAAAUAGUGCUGUGGAAAAACAAAGGAAGUAAAACCUAGUUAUACGGAAACCACUUGUUGCCCAGAAGGCAAACCCCUUGCCAACAUCCUUUAAUUAAAUUAAUAAAGCUUUACUGCUGCAAUAAUCUUAAGAGCUAAGCAGUGAGGGGAGAGACGAAUGUAACGUAAAACCUCUCUCUCCGAGCAACAGGUUUGUUUCAUAUUAACGGGACUGGUGUGUUUUGACUUUAAUUCAUGACUUUUUACAGUUCAGGAACAAAGCACACACAUUCUUCACAUCGCAUCCUUGUUUUCCUCUCUUCUCUCCUGCCUCUCUUUUCCAGCUCACUCACUUUGUUCCUGUGCCAUCAUCACAAGUCUUAAAAAGCUCGAUCAUUCUUAUUUUUCAACUGCGCAGCCCUGAAGUUUAUAAAUGAAGAAUUCAGAGCAAUACUCUGUUUUAUAAGUCUGUCUCUAAUUAUUUCCAUUGUGCUUCUGUAAAUAGCAGCAGAUUGAUUACACACAUGCUGAAGAGGCUUGGCACAUUUCGUAGAAUUGAUCAGGGGGUUUCUUGGGAACAUGUUUCCUGCUCUAUCGAAACAUGCCAUGGUGAGCCUCCAUUAUUAUCUGAUUGUAGUGUGUGUGUGUGAUAUGUUUGUAUGUUGUGUAAAUGCUUCAUGCUUUUAAACUUGUAAUUAUUGUUAAUGAACUGAAACAGAGGAUUAAAUAUAGAAAUGCAAUAAAUUAUUCUACUUAACAACA